Odontomachus brunneus is the source of this 3986-nucleotide messenger RNA. RefSeq lists its product as uncharacterized. Gene Ontology annotation, molecular function: transmembrane transporter activity. The transcript is spliced from 10 exons. The coding region runs from base 414 to 3239 and encodes 941 amino acids. Gene Ontology annotation, cellular component: membrane. Gene Ontology annotation, biological process: transmembrane transport. The record is from RefSeq and is a predicted model, not a curated record. Lineage: Eukaryota; Metazoa; Arthropoda; Insecta; Hymenoptera; Formicidae.
CCGGCGCCUUUUGAGACUAAACAUGACUUGUUACGCAAAGAUCGGCUGUGAUUUUCUCUACAUUUAUGUAGAGUAGUAAUGAAGUUCGUUAACGCGGUUACCAGUCAUAUUUCGCGUCGAACGUGCGCUUGUAAUUACGAAUGCUACGGACUGUUAAACGACAGAAAAGUUCUCUCGAGCACGGUACGCCGAGGAAAAUAGGAUACGCGGCGCACGAAUCUAAAUCAUAAUAGCCAGCGUAGCAGCGCGUUGUUAAAAGUGCAGAUGAAGUUUGCUGCUCGCGCCCAAGAAGCAAGAGAGCGCAGUAUUUCUUCCGACGUGGCCAAGUUUACAUAAGUGAAUAUGCAUUAAAUUUUCACGCCAUCGUAAGUAAGAUACAAGUCGCAAGCGGAAUCGAGGUAACAUCGUCGAAAAUGUACGAGACUCUACUUCGACUAUGGCCUCAGUGGAUCACCUCUCUGAUAGUGACCCUGUUAGCCAUCAGCACCGGUCUCGCGAUCGGUUGGACUUCGCCGUACCUGGCCCUAUUAACCAGCGAGGAGUCGCCGUUUGAAAUAACGCAAGAUCAAGCGGCUUGGAUAGCUUCCUUAUUGCCGCUGGGACGUCUAUUCGGCGCCAUCGCCGGUUCCCUUUGCGUAGAGUAUAUCGACAGCAAGAGCGCUGUUCUCUUAACUGGUGUGCCAUUGAUCGUCGGAUGGAGUUGCAUAAUUUGCGCCAAUUCCGCCGUGUUGCUGUACGUCUUCAGGAUACUUUCCGGAGUAUCCAUGGGAAUGAUAUUCAGUUGCUGUCCGCUCUAUAUGGGCGAGAUUUCGGUACCGUCAUUACGUGGGGCCUUAAUGGGUACAGUGAUCAACGGGCUGCCAUUGGGCACUCUCUUCGGCAACAUCAUGGGUCCCAACAUGUCCAUGAUGCUUUUCGGAAUCAUCAGUUUGACAUUAACGAUAUGCUACAUGGGUAUCUUCCUGUUCUUGCCGCGAUCGCCGCAUUAUUUCGUACAGCGCGGUGACAUGGAAAGAGCAAGCGGAGCUAUUCAAUGGUAUAAUCCAAGAUGCGACGCAAGAAGCGAACUGGAGAAGGUGGAACGCUAUAUGAAGUCGUCGUCUAUGAUGACUGUGACGGAACGGUUGAAGCGAAUAAAGGAGCCGAACGUUCGCCGGUCUUUCAUGUUGAUAAUAAUACUGUUCUUAUUCAUGCAACUCAGUGGACUAAACUCCAUUGUUUAUUACAUGGAGAUCAUCGUCAGGCAGGCGAUGGUCACUUCGAUCGCGCCUUCGAACGUAGUAAUGAUCGUUAGUACGGCUGGUAUAAUUUUUGGCUGGAUCGGCGCGUACUCCACCGAUCGUUACGGCCGUAGGAUUCUGAUGACAAUCUCAACCACCUCCGUGACGAUCUCAAUGCUGUUAUUCGCACUGCACUUUUGGCUACUCGAUUAUGACUACGAUCCUAAUAAUUUCGAGUGGCUGAUCAUUUUGUCAUUGUUAAUAUUCACAUUGCUCUAUCUGGGGCUCGUACCGGUGCCCAGCACGAUGCUGGGCGAACUGUUUCCGCCCGACCUGAAGAGUAUGGCCGGAUUCAUCGGUAGUAUCACGUCGGCGGCAUUUGCAUUCGUCUCGAGCAGGACUUUUCAGCCGCUGUUGGAUAUCAUGAAAAUACAGUAUAUCUUCUGCAUCUACGCUCUAGUCAUGGCGGCUUGUCUGAUAUAUUCAUAUAUAAAAAUACCGGAGACAAAAGGAAAAACAUUGCAGGAAAUUCAAGACAUGUUAGCUACAGGAAACAGAGGGACGGCUAGUAGUGAUAUACUAAUGUUCAGUACUCACGAAGCUCAGUCGAAGAGAGCAUUCAGCAGAGUCAGUAUGGAUUAUAAGACAGAAAAAGUGGUAGCCAAGAAAGUCAUGUGGUCUCAGUGGAUUGCUGGUAUCGGAGUGACUCUUCUGUUGCUACAAAUUGGUUUGUCGGUCACUUGGAGCUCGCCAUAUAUUGCUUAUCUGACUUCUCCCGAGUCUCACAUUUCAAUGACGAUGCACGAAGCGUCUUGGGUAGUUUCUCUGUUAAAUUUGGGUCGAUUAGUCGGUGCGAUCUCUGGUUCCGCCGCUGUCAACUAUCUCGGCAGCAAGACAACGAUUCUAGUCACCAGCUUUCCGAUCGGACUAUGCUGGGUUUCCACGAUUGCGGCUAAUCGGGUGGAAUGGCUGUACGCUGCCAGGUCUCUAGCUGGCGUCAGCCUGGGUAUGACGUACAGCAGUUUCUCGCUCUACCUGGGAGAAAUCGCAGAUCCUACCAUUCGCGGAGCUCUGGUCGUUUUAGCUAUGAGCGGACUAACGAUAGGCAAUCUGCUGAUUUCUAUCAUGGGCGCGUACUUAACGAUGGAAGUUUCCGCCACAGUGUGCCUUCUGCUUUGUAUCAUAGUGAUAGCCAUAUUCAUCUGGUUACCAGAAUCUCCGCACCAUCUCGUCAAGACCAAACAAGAUGACAAAGCGCGAUUGUCACUACUCUGGUACCAUCGCGACUGCGACGUGGACAUGGAAUUGCAGUCUUUGAAAAAGUUCGUCGAGAUGAACAACAAUCUGUCCUUCUUGGAUGUUCUCAAGGAAUUCAAAGACCCGCACAUCAAAAAGGCGCUAAUACUCGUAACGGUGCUCUUCAUGUACAGCAUGAUGUGCGGCUUGAACAACGUAGCCUUCUACAUGGAGACCAUCCUGACAAGCGCGCAAGUGACCGUCAUUAAGCCAGCGAUAGUCGUGAUUAUCGUCUCAGCUUUUGGAAUCGCUAGCUCUCUGUUCUCCAUGUUCCUUAUUGAUAGGUUCGGCCGGCGGAUUCUGAUGAUCACUUCCACUCUGCUUUGCGCAAUUUCGGUGAUCUGUCUUGGCAUACACUUCCAACUUCUCGACGCGAGUUACGACGCCGCGGUUUUGCAGGGUUUGCCAAUCUUCGCGACAAUAUUGCUACAGGUUUCUGUCUUCAUGGGUUUGCUCUCGAUACCCAACACGAUAUUAGGCGAGAUCUUCCCAUCGCAUGUGAAAUGCGUGGCCGCAUGUUUCUCUAGCAUCGCCGCUGGAAUCUUCUCUUUCCUGUCCACGGCGACUUAUCAGCCUCUCAUCGACCUGCUCACUGAGAAGUACGUGUUCUUCAUUUACGCGGUGUUACUGCUCACCGCGAUUCCGUACACGCUACUCUGCGUGCCUGAGACAAAAGGCAAAUCGUUGCAGCGGAUCCAAGAGGAACUAACGACAAAGCGUUGAGUCUGCGAUAUUUAGAGCGAAUUGCCGAACGAUUUAGUUAAUUCAUAAUGAGAGGGCACUCGUUUUACUCGCGUUCUUUCGUCGCGGGAAUCUCUUUUACGAUGCGUAAAUGUCUCUGCCCAGGUCACUGUGAUUUAUCGAAUGACUUUGUUCACUAGCAAUAAUUUUACUCAUUCCUAACGAUAAAUGAACGUACUGUGAAAUACAAGCCAGCUAUCGCUGUUGAGAGACAUAUUUAAUGAAUACAAUAGAAUAUAUUACAUUAUAAGACACAAUAUUAUGUAAUGCAAUAUAUUAAAGUAUCGUUUCACUUGUUGUAUGGGUAUGUAUGUUUGAUCUAAAUCAGAGCUCGGAAUUAGUUGCCCAUUUCGGCCGAUUUUUGGGAGCUACGCCUUCUAUCUUCCCCUUGCCGCGAGCGGGCCACGAAAAUAACGGUCGCGGUCAGUCGCGGCUUCAAGCUUGAAGACUCGACCGUCAUUUUUGUGACCCACUCGCGAUAAGGGGAAGAUAGAAGGCGUAGCUUCCGAGAAUCGGCCGAAAUGGGCAACUAAUUCCGAGCACUGAUCUAAAUAAAAUAAAGUGUGAAUUUAUAUAUCAAGAAGAUGAAAUCAGAGGUGAGAUGUCUAGAUUUCACACACAUACACAUGUAGCCUAUAUUGUUAAAAUUAUUCAAUUACGAUACCAGCGUCGGCAAAAAGCCGCAUUAUGCUAGUCGAUAUCGUAAUAAAGCGAACUGAUAAAAUUAGA